AUGACACAGCUCACCGAUCUGUACCUGGGCCGAAACAAGAUAUCCAGGAUUCAAAACCUCGACACCCUCGGGCAUCUGAGACACCUAGAUCUGACUGAUAACAGAAUAAGGGGCCUUGAAAACCUGGACAGUCUUCAUCUCCUUCAGGAAAUUUACCUUGACAAAAACAAAAUCACAGAGAUCAAGAGUCUUGACAACCUUAUCAACCUGCGGGUUCUCUCACUCCAAUCCAAUCGUUUGACCUCGAUGGCUGGAUUCUCGAAACUUCUCCACCUCGAAGAACUUUAUCUCGGAGGUAACUAUAUUACCAAAAUAUCAGGGUUGGAAUCAUGUUCAAACCUACGCGUGCUUGAUAUCAGAUCGAACCAUAUUCCGUGCCUAGAGAAUAUCGCUCAUUUGGAGCACCUCGAGGAACUGUGGGCAUCAUAUAACAAGAUAUCAAGUCUUGAAGAGAUCGAGGUCCAGCUGAGGGACAAGGAACAUCUGGCGAGUAUUGAUUUUAAGGAAAACCCCCUAGAAACUCCAGGGAGCAAGAGUCUGUGGCUGGCCCUUCCACAAAUCUUCUCGAUUGAUGGCGCCACUCGGCCUGUAGAUCUCUGA
Messenger RNA from Penicillium pulvis, 600 nucleotides. RefSeq lists its product as uncharacterized. The coding region runs from base 1 to 600 and encodes 199 amino acids. The transcript is spliced from 3 exons. Gene Ontology annotation, molecular function: protein binding. Lineage: Eukaryota; Fungi; Ascomycota; Eurotiomycetes; Eurotiales; Aspergillaceae. The record is from RefSeq and is a predicted model, not a curated record.